Molecule: messenger RNA, 829 nt
Organism: Tarenaya hassleriana
Lineage: Eukaryota; Viridiplantae; Streptophyta; Magnoliopsida; Brassicales; Cleomaceae
Product: protein terminal ear1 homolog
Exons: 4
Coding region: 59-775 (238 amino acids)
Molecular function (GO): nucleic acid binding
Source: RefSeq, a predicted model, not a curated record
UUCUUCUUCGUCGCCACUAAACCCUAACGCUCCGGAAUUUUCACCGGCCGUGUUGAAAAUGGUGCCGUUCCCGUACAAUCGUCAGUGCUAUUUCCACUGUCCCGUUUUGUACUACCACAACCCUUUUUCAUUCCCCUCCUCGUCGGAAUUCAUAAGCGAACCGCCGGAGCCCGCCGCCGGAGAAACUCUGAAAAGCUUCCAUCGACCGCCGUUUGGAUUUCGCUUUCUCCCUCCGAGACUGAAGAGAUCAGGGUUUUGUCGUGACAACGAGAUUACGAUUCGUCUCGACGGAAAAACUUCCCUCAUGAUAAAAAACAUCCCCAACAUUUUCGGACGAAAAGAUCUGCUUAAGAUCAUAGACGAUCAUUGCCGGGAGAAGAACAUAGGUCGUCGUGUUUCCGACAAGAUCCGUUCAUCAUACGACUUCCUCUAUCUUCCUAUGGAUUUUAUGAAGAGAGCGAACUUAGGAUACGCGUUCGUCAACUUCACGAGCUCAAUCGCUGCGGUGAGAUUCUGUCGGGAUUUCAACAAAUUCCAUUGGCCAGUUCCCGGAAACAAGAAAGUCUGCGAGAUCACUCUCGCUAAGUUUCAGGGAAAAGAUGAGCUGACGCGCCAUUUCAGCAGCUCGAGAUUCGCGUGCCAUACAAACGCAUAUCUUCCGGUGGUUCUCUUACCGCCUAGCGACGGCUUCGCCCGCUACCGACUCGAUCUCCUCGGCGUUCGUGUCGGCGGCGCGUGGACUCCACCGCCUACCCUCCGUCGCCACCGCAGAUGAUCAGAUUUCUCUCUAGUUGAAAGUUUAUAUGUUUGUAGGGUUUUAGGACAAAGA